Cooperia oncophora is the source of this 291-nucleotide messenger RNA. The record is from the annotation of a GenBank genome assembly. Lineage: Eukaryota; Metazoa; Nematoda; Chromadorea; Rhabditida; Trichostrongylidae.
AUGAAACGUUUGCAGGAAUUGACCGACGCUGGCAUAAGAAAGGAUGACCCACGGCUGGCAAAUGUGAUUGCACAGGUUCGAGAAGCUGAGCAUGUGGACCAAGGUGUCUUUGAUCAAGAGCAUCUUUUCCUGGAUAGAGAGGCAUUCAAGAUAUGCGUCGGCAGUAGUAUCGGAGUGAUUGGAAAGGCGUUAAAGAAGCAGCUGGUGAUACCGGAUUGGCCGUCAUUCACUACAGAGAUUACAGAGCUACACAAUUUCUGUCGUCAGUUCAAAGGAGGACAGGUACUGUAG